This is a messenger RNA of Spinacia oleracea (spinach), 929 nucleotides long. RefSeq names its product 15.7 kDa heat shock protein, peroxisomal. Lineage: Eukaryota; Viridiplantae; Streptophyta; Magnoliopsida; Caryophyllales; Amaranthaceae. The transcript is spliced from 2 exons. The coding region runs from base 148 to 597 and encodes 149 amino acids. The record is from RefSeq and is a predicted model, not a curated record.
CUAGAAGAUUAAGGAAACAGUAAAACACCCAAAUAAAAAACCCCCAAAUUAGAUAGAACUACAAAAACCUAUGUGUCAAAGUGUAGAACCUUCUAGGACAUUGUGAUUUAUGACAAUCAUAAUAAGAAUUAAGAAGACAUCAUCUUCAUGUGUUAUAUUUCAAUUCCAAAGAAAAAAAGAAUGGCGAAAGGCAUGUUUGGUGAUCCAUUUAGGCAACUAAUUUGGAGUCCUGCAAUAUAUGGUGAAUCUUCUACUCCUCUUUUGGAUUGGUAUGAAUCUCCAAAUGCUCAUUUCUUCAAACUAAAUGUUCCAGGGUACAACAAGGAUAAUAUAAAGUUAGAGGUAGAUGAAGAUAAUGUUCUCCUUAUAAAAGGAGAAGGUGGAAAAGAGGAAUCACCGGGAAAAGACAUAGUCUGGCAUGUAUCUGAAAGAGGAGGCAAGGGAAACUUCGACCGGCGGAUAGAGUUACCGGUAAAUACAAAAGUGGAUCAAAUAAAAGCUCACCUGGAAAAUGGUGUGUUAACUAUUAUCGUCCCUAAGGACAAUUAUCCCAAACGUUCUAAAGUUCGAACCAUUAACAUCUCUAGCAAGCUCUGAAGUUAAACGAGGUUUCACCUUAAAACUGUACGACAGUAAAUAAAGUGAUUUAAUAAUCUUAUCUUACGGAGUUACGGAACACUCACACGUGUUAUUUGAAAAGUCUUGCUUUAACAAUGUUGUAUUGUAUGCAUCAUCUAGUCUAGCUAUAAUUACAACUUGUAAGUUGUUACUGUUGUGUGUUCAUUUUGCCAUAGGUUUUUUUAAUUUGUCAUGUCGGGUCAAUAUAUACUUGUACGUACGUAGUUUGGAAAUUUUACUCUGUAUCUUAUGUAUGUCGUACGGAGUUGCAACAGCCAAAUUAAUUAGCAUGGAAAGUUUUAUGGUUUUAU